AUGCCAAAGGCGAAGGCGAAGGCGGCGUCUGGAAAGACGUUGCCUUCGGAGAUCAAAUGGCUGGCGAAGCAGCAGGAGGCGCUCCAAGGCCAGGCGGCAGCUGCGGGCGCCGAGCCCUGGCUCCGCGACGCGCACGCCUGGCACGAGGAGCGGCUGCGUGAGGUGGAGGAUCGCUUCCGGUCUGGUGCCAUAACGAGCCUUCCGGAAGACUUUCGUGAUGGCGUGGAUUUCUACGUCUCCCAGCUCGCCGACGGUCAAAGUGUUAGCCAGGACACGUUUUACGACGACCGCGAGCUGUAUGGCCCAGUGCUUUCGGAGGUGAAGGGGGAAGCCGAAGAGACGGUGGCCUAUGAGCGGGCCGUCGACUCCGAGGAGGCCGUCGUCGUCUUGGAGAAGGUGAAAGCAUGGUCAGAGACAAGUCCAUAUGGCAUGUCCAACUUUGCCAAGUUGCUGAAGGCCCAGGCGGUUUCCGCAAGUGUGCAGGAGGCGGGGCUAACCCGGAUCGGCGGCCUCCUCGCUUCCGCGGCUACCGCGGGGGCUCCCGCGGCUCCUGGCGCUGGCUUGGCGCCCGCGACGUUGCUCCCAAUCAUCUUUGCAGCGAUGGCGCGCUUCGAGCAGGAUCCACAGGUAGAGCGCCAGGGCUGCAGUGCGCUGCGCGCCGUGGCGCUGCAAAGUCCGGCCGCGGUGCUCGAUGCAGGAGGUGCCAAGAAGAUGGCUGAAGUGAUGAAGCGGCACAUCAGGGACGCGGAUGUCUGCCGCACGGCAGCUGUGAGCUUUGCAGCCAUUGUCAACAAGUGUCAGAACAGUCCCGUGGAGAUGUCGCAGCUUCGAAACUCCGGCAUGGCGCCGCUGUUGGUGGAGAUCUUGUCGUACCACUCCAACGACCUGCGAGCUCAGAUUGCAAGCGUCUCGGCAAUUGAGGACAAGGACGAAGCGAGGUGGCAGGAGAGCCACCGUGUUGGAAGAGUAGGACCAGGAAGCCAGAGCGAGCAGGCAUCAGAAGCUCUGGAAGAGCAUCAGCAUCUUGACAGCUGCACGUCGGCGGGUUUUUUCAACGGGGAGUCCCUUGUCGUUCCCGUGACGGUACCGAAGGUCUUCGUCCCUCAGUGUGGGCAUGCCAUCCACACGCUCUGCCUCGGCUCUCAGAUCCUCCCGGAGGAUGGGGGUGCUCGAGGGGAUUGCCGAAGAUGCGGCAUGCCUUAUGCUUGGUCGGGUAUUGACGUUGACCCGAUUGUUAAUGCCUUCUGCCUGAUGUUCGGCCCGUAUGUGGACCAGAGAUCACAGGACAUGGCAGAUGACGGCAAGUUAUCUGCCGACGCGAUCACCAAAAUCUCGGAGGUCUGCGUCAACUUCUCGCUGGAACUCGGCGGGCUGGUCAGCGCCACAAAUGCCUGGCUCCUGCUCUGCCGACGCCACACAUUUGCCGAGCCGGAGAUCGUGAAGAUCGUUGGUGAGGAAGUGCUGAGGCUCCUCACGCUGCCCGAGGACGCCCGCGGUGCACAGCUAGAGCUGCCCGCGCUGGUGCCCGCGCUGCCGAGCGACGGGGACCAGGCCCAAGCUGCCGCUCGAGACCUCCCGACGGGGCCCUUGGAGCCGCCCGAGUUUGCGCUGCCCAUGCCAGCCUCGCCCACAGACGAGGGUGAAGCCAGUUUGGAAUGCCUGAGCGACGACGAGGAUCCGUGCAUCAACACGGACCCGAGCGCCAUCAUGCUCAAUCAGCUGGUGGAAGGCUGCGGCGGCGAUCGAAGCUUGAAUGGCCUGCUUCCGCAUGCCCAGUUCUGA
This is a messenger RNA of Symbiodinium sp. CCMP2592, 1782 nucleotides long. The record is from the annotation of a GenBank genome assembly. NCBI's taxonomy places the organism in Eukaryota, Dinophyceae, Suessiales, Symbiodiniaceae.